Molecule: messenger RNA, 339 nt
Organism: Entrophospora sp. SA101
Lineage: Eukaryota; Fungi; Glomeromycota; Glomeromycetes; Entrophosporales; Entrophosporaceae
Source: the annotation of a GenBank genome assembly
AUGUUUUUAAACAAAUUAGUCGCGCUAAAAACUUGUAGACUUAAUGCAGUGAGCGAUUUACAGAUUGUAGAAUUUUCACCGCGUUAUUACGAAGACGAGGAUCCCGCACAUGGUCCUGUUCAUAAAAGACUAUGGGGUUGCGCCACGUUGGAUAAACUUUUCCCGUGGAUGGAAUAUAUUGUUCGAUUUGGCUGGUGUUCUAAUGGAAAUAGUGUGUGGGUUCAGUUUCUUGAUCGACCGCAAAAACGAAUGGCUAUGAAAGAAGGGAGAGGUGGUGGCGGUGAAGAGGAGGAAGAAGAGGUUGUUGAAGGAGAAGUGAUUGGUGAUAAAUUGUUGUGA